AUGCACACAGUCGACGAGUGGGGCGGUCCACUCCGUGACUUUUUGGAGGAACCCCGGGCGCCUGCACAGUUUAUGCACUGGAUGCGUGACUUGGUGCCUGAGUUGGAUUCCCCCUUUUCGAAGUUUGUGGCGUUGUCAGCUGAGCUUGAAAGGGACUUACCGGCUGAGGGAACUCCGUUGGCCGCGGAGCCGUCCAAUCUUUUUCCUGUACGUAUUUCUCUCUGUCGAAAGUUUCUACGUGGCCGUGACGAAGCUCUGGUGAGUUGGGUCAUGACCUUGGUGGAGGUGUUGAACUACCAUGCGAUGUCAGGAAAGGCGCAACUGGGUCCACCCAUGGUCACCCGUCUGUUUGAGGCGGUGAAACGCUUUGAAGCGAAGGGAGGCAAGAUGGCGCCUUUCAAGGCAUGUCGUGAGGCGAUCGGAUGUGUGCGGUUCGACUACAGUGGAGAGCCCGUCCAGUACAUCGAGAAUCUCAUCGCAGAGAAGGUGAUUGCUUGUUGGCCGCGCCCUGAGGAGGCGGCAGUGCAAGAUGCUGUGAAGUUUGUGCCGCCUGAGGUUAGAGAGUGGCUGGAGGAUCCGGCAGCCUGGCCUGAAAAGCCACCGACCAGUCGAGUUCGGGCCGACGACAAGGAGUGGGAAGCUAUUGUCCGUGCUGGAGUUGAACGUGGCAUGAUGGAACAGGUGCCCGCAGACCGCCUGUUCAGGGAUCACAACGGGGUACCCAUCCUGAAUGGUGCCGGGGCCGUGAAGAAGGUCAAGGUCAUUGGAGGUGAGUCCAAGUCCUUGCAACAGUUCAUCAGUGUCUUGGUCCCGUCGAACACCUACCAGGUCCACAUGCCAGGACAUGAUGAGCAUCUACCUUAUUUGGGCCAGAUGGCAUUAAUGCUCGAGAUUGACGAAGACGAGGAGGUGCGCAUCGACAGCGAAGAUCUAACGUCUUGCUUCAACUUGUUCAGAUUACCCCAGCAAUGGGUGGGCUUCAAUGCAUUUGCCAAGCAGGUGAGCGCGGCCGUCUUUGGGGGGCCAGCCUCUGAGAUGGCCUAUGUUGGAAUGCGCGUGGUGCCGGAGACAUCAGAAGUCUCGAAGCUGAAGUGGUUCCCUGACGAUGACUCAGUGUCAGUGGUGUACCUCGAUAGCUACGACGAGGUGCGGAAGGUAAGUGCUGGCUAUCGCGAAGUCUUGCGGGGACAGCCUUCACACCGGCACCAACGUUUUGUCAACACUUGCAAUGAGUUGGAACUCCCGCUCAACCAGGGCAAGAGACUGGUUGGGGCGGUGCACGGCAGUCUUCAAGGAGGUGACAUCGAUGGUGAGACAGGGACGUUCGAAGCCGCCCACGACAAGAAGGUCGACAUCAUGGGCAUUGGUGCAGCCUUGCUGGGGGUUGGAGCGGCAACCGAAUUCGAGCUGAGGCACUUCGUGGGCAAGGCCAUCUUUGCUAUGGCAUUCAGAAGGCCUGCAAUGUCAUUCCUAGAGAAGGUCUUUGUCGACAUGGGCAGGUCUCAGAAAGGCAGAGUCACCCUCUCCAGAGCAACCUUGGAUGAGGUGUACAUCACAAUGGCCGUGAUGCCCAUCUUGGUCAUGAACCUUCGGGCGGUGUUUGAUGCCGAAGUGACAAUCACAGAUGCCAGCACAACUGGCGGCGGUGGAGGAGUCGCCAACUGUUUCAAGAGGCCGCCCGACACCAUUGUCCAUGACAGUGGCAAGUGUUUGGAGUGCAGUCAGGAAUUAGAGCGGCCUAGGGUUUACCCCUGUCCGACAGGGUGUGGGGCAGAGCUGUGCAGUCUGGGCUGCAUUGAGGCUCAUCGCGAUGGCGACUGCAAGCGGUGGCGGUAUGUGAUGCCCAAGUUCGGUGAGCGCUUCUCUGGGCCAAACGCCCCUCUAUCUCAUGCCGUCGCCAGAGAAGGAGGGAUCGAGGUGCAGCCACCCUAUGACCUCCUGAGGGGAGAUGACUUCCACAGCCAAGAAGGAAAAGAAAAGCUUACCUCCUUGGAGAGUGAUCCAGCCUUGGCAGCUGAACAUUGGGCUCCGGAAUGCAAGUUGUUCUCGAAGGCAAGGGGCCGCCCCGUGACCCUGCCAAGCGGGGAGCGCAUCGCAGGCCCACAGCCGGUCAGAGACGCCCACCAUGUGAUGGGAUUUCCUUGGGUGUCGCAGCAGAUGAAGAUUCAGCUGCGGCGCCCCAACAACAUGGCACUCAGAGGCCUUCGCCGGGGAGCAAGCACCUUUGGGGCCAGGCGGUAUCUGUCAGUUGAACACCCCUUCAACAGCUGGCUUUGGUAUUUUUCGCUUGCCGAAGAACUUGCCCAGGGAGAGUUCGAGUACGCAGUUGGCUCAAACUGUUGUUGGGGCGGUGAUAGAGAGAAAUGGUACGCACUGCUCAACAAUUCACCCUGUAUUCAGGAGGAGCUGCACCGGCCCGAAUGCCCAGGCCACGAUGGUCUGAAGGGGUAUGGAGCCACCCGCAACCAGGACGGCUCGUUGCAUUUUGCAACAGAAGAAGAGGCCGAGUACAAGGAUGCCUGGUGCGCCGCCUACGCAAGAGGCUUGAGACGCCAGCUGUCUGACUGGUGCAGCCGUGGAUUGCUUGAUGGCAGGUGCAAGACCAUCCAGAAGGAGUUGGAAAAGUCAACAGACAGGUUGGCAAAUCCGGUGGCCGCCAACAUGGUCGCCAACGAGAUCACCGACCUGGAACAAGACAUGCUACCAGGCCACGAGAGCAUUCACCUGCGCCAGAUGGCGCGGCGCCUCAGCAUCAGAGGGACAGAUCUCAGGCUCCUGCUGGGGGAUGACAACGUAGAGGUGCCUUACCCGGCCUACCGUUGGUACUGGCGCGAAGUUUUGAGCUAUGCAUGGAAAGAGGAGAGAAACAUCAACGAGGGAGAGGUGGCGGCAUUCAAUGUGAUGCUGAAGCGAAGGUCCAAGGAUCCGGCGAAGCACGAGCUGCGCUACCUGGCUGUGGUGGAUAGCCUAGUUACGCGUGGUGCUGUCAGCAAGGGCAGGAGGACCUUGAGGGCCUAUCGCUUAGCAGUGGACCGCUUCCUCACCUAUGUUCGAAUUCAUUCUCUCCCUCUUCGACGGCAGGCCGACGUGGACUACGCCGUCAGCGAAUUCAUCAAUGCCAUGUAUCAGGAAGGUGACAGCUUAGCUCAAGCAGGUCACUUGUUGUCGGGCUUGAAGCGAUUUUGCCCGGGAAUGAGGCUGACGUUACCGACGGCCAGUCAGUACUUUCGUAACUGGCAGAGAGUUCACCGCCCAGUGCGUGCGAUACCCAUUAGCUGGGACCUUUUACAGGCAAUGAGUGGCAUGUGUUUCACCUUAGGCUACCACCGCGUCGCCUUGCUGCUCUACGUGGGCUUUUUCUGUUUCUUGAGGACGUCUGAAAUGAUGUCCCUGCAGUGCAUGCAUUUGAUCCCGGAUCGCAGAUCGUCUCGAUUGACGGUGAUUAUUCCUUUUGCAAAAACAUCUGCGGGGAAUCCUCAGGUUUUGGUCUUUUCAGACCCCCGUGUGCAUUCUCUUGCGCUCACCGUGCUGCAUGCACGUGAAACACAGGACUUCCUCUGGCCCUCUUCCCCAACACAAUUCCGUCAAUUUUGGAUUCGGCUUAUUGAAGCCUGUGGCUUUUCUUCUAAAGAUUACAGCCCCUACGGAAUUCGAAGAGGUGGUGCCACCUGGUACUUUUUAGCAACCUCCUCUAUGGAUGGAACGUCGCAACGAGGACGUUGGUCCUGCAGCAAAACGGCCAGAAUGUACAUUGAUGAGGGCACGUUGGCCCUGGCACGCUUCCUAUGGUCAAAUGAUCAGAAGAGGCGA
This is a messenger RNA of Cladocopium goreaui, 3810 nucleotides long. The record is from the annotation of a GenBank genome assembly. Lineage: Eukaryota; Dinophyceae; Suessiales; Symbiodiniaceae.